Dracunculus medinensis (Guinea worm) is the source of this 420-nucleotide messenger RNA. The record is from the annotation of a GenBank genome assembly. Lineage: Eukaryota; Metazoa; Nematoda; Chromadorea; Rhabditida; Dracunculidae.
AUGGAAAAUAAUGAUAGCUUGUCGAAUGAAAUUGGCGGUUGGAAGAAUGUGCGCCUCGAUCGACGUUUUGAUUGGGUUGGUCCGCCUCAUAAAUUGUCAAGGAUAAGACCUAUAAAAUUGCGAAGAAUCCAAGGUGAAACGGUAACAGAACUAGCUUACCGAGAAGCCCUUGAGGAUUUAAAUGAUUGGAACUGCAGGUUUUGGUGUGAUCAUAAUGCACUCUAUGAAAGAAAAAGGCGGGAAUUCGUUGAAAAGCGAGAAAGUUGCAUUGUUCAUAACGACGAUCUUUCCGAGUUUUACAAAAGUUUUAUUGAUGAAAGAUAUAAUAAAUGGCAUAAACGAAACUUUUCGCUCCUCUGGCCCGCGCUCAAAGUGAAUUUAAUAAGAUUUCAACGCUUGCUGAGGUUUUUUAGCCAUUAA